Sclerotinia trifoliorum is the source of this 1035-nucleotide messenger RNA. Lineage: Eukaryota; Fungi; Ascomycota; Leotiomycetes; Helotiales; Sclerotiniaceae. The record is from the annotation of a GenBank genome assembly.
UGUGGGUACCGAGGAAAAACCCCUCAUUUUACGCCCAAUACAGACAUGAUGCUCGGGGCUUUUUCGAGGAUUCCCCGCAUCCGCAACGACUACUGCAUGCGGGUGCACGGUUAAAUGCACUCCUUACGUACUCCGCAUUCUUGUUCAUGAUUGAGUUCAACGUUCUCCAAUGCCAGGAUUUGAAUGUACUGUACAGAAAGAGUAUCCAAAUGCUGAAUACUUGGAGAGACCAAAUCACAAUGGAGCAAAUAAAAACUAUAUAAGAGCGAAAAGUUCCAAUAUUCAUCAUCCAUUAUCACGCAAUCUCCCUGGCACAAAACACAACAACACCAUCGCACACCACGCAUAUCUUUCUCUCAAAACGGAAACCAUGAAGUUCUCACACAUCGCUAUUGGUCUCGGAGCUGCCUCCAUCGUCUCAGCUCAAAGUGCGGCUUGCACAUCUGCUGUUGCUGCCGUUCCUGCUUGUGGUGUAUGUGACCUUUUCAUUUACCUCAAUCCCCUUCACCAAACAUAAUCAUUCAUUUUCUCUUCAAUGUCUUGCCGUAUCCUUCGCCCAGUUUCGUUAGUCUUUCCUCCUAUCGAUCCACUAAUGUCUUUACUAGGCUACUUGCAUCAGUUCAGCAGUGACAAAAUACUGCCCAGGCAGCGUCAACAACUAUGCUUGUGAAUGCGCAUCUGCAACCUUCUCCUCUAUCAAAAAUGACGCUACUAGUUGCGUUGUCAAAGCUUGUGGAGAUGCUACUGCGCUUCAAGUCUUGACUGCUGUCAAUAAUGUUUGUGCCGCAUGUGUUUAAGCUAGGUAAUCCGGCGGAAGUACUGGCAAGAGGUUGAGACGGAGUGGAAGGUCUCUCGGAAUAGUCUGUGCUUGACUCUAUUGUGGUUCGGAUGAUAGCGACGAUGAGGGAGGAAUACAGAGGUCAUGCAAGGUGAUUUUGAUAAUCAUUGUCGAAAUAAUCUUUGGUGUCAAUACUUCAGAAUGCAAAAUCAACUAAAAAUGGAUGCCAUGUAUGAACCCUUGGGAAUUUUCCGUAG